Molecule: messenger RNA, 1164 nt
Organism: Adineta ricciae
Lineage: Eukaryota; Metazoa; Rotifera; Eurotatoria; Adinetida; Adinetidae
Source: the annotation of a GenBank genome assembly
AUGUCGAAUAAUUACACAAUAUCAACAACAUGUUCACUAACGGAGAGUGAUUUACUUGAUGAUACAUUUACACACAAAGUUUAUCUUGGUUUAACCCCAUUUAUUAUCUGUAUUGGAUUAUUGGGAAAUAUUCUUACUGUUUGUGUCUUUAUACUAACCGAUCUUAAAAAACAAUCUGUUUCAAUAAUAACAAUUGCUCUGGCUAUUGUGGAUUCAUUUGUUCUUCUUAUUCCUGUUUCGAUCCUCUGGCUGGAAAAACUCUUAAGACGGGACUUUACUGAUCUUUCACCCUUCUGGUGUCGUACACAUGGCUUUUUUGAUUUAGCGUUUACAUGCUGUUCAAGUUGGUUAAUGGUUUGCAUAGCAUUCGAACGUUUUUGUGCUGUUUGGUUACCUCACAACAACAAAACCAUUUUUACCCAUUCGCGAACACGUCGUCUCGUCCUAACCAUUGUCCUUCUCUCGACUCUUCUAUCCACAUGGUUCAUUUAUGCUGUUAAGAUGAUUGAAGUGCCACGUUUAACGGUGAGCAAUGGAUUUCUACCUGAAAAAAAUCAAACAUCGAUCGAUUAUUCAAAAUGUACGGUUUACGAUGAUAGUCUCUACGAUUCAAUGGGCAUGUUUUCCGUUAUAAUCAACUAUAUUCUACCAUUCGGACUCGUUUUACUGUUGAAUUCGACAGUUAUUUAUCGGCUAUGUCAACGUGGAAUGGUUGAACUAACAUCAUCAAUAACAGUUAUGUUAACGCUUGUUUGUUUAGUACAUUUGUUUUGUACACUACCAUUUCAAUGCUGGUGGAUUUACUACGAAAUUCCUGAUCGCACAGGGAAUUGUACAUGGUUAAAAACGAAAUUAAUCUGGCGAACGAUCACAUUCACGAUACGAAAUAUAAAUUACAUGGCGAACUUUUUUCUCUACUCGUGUUCGUCGAAGUUUUUUCGUGAUGAAUUGAAAGGAUUGAUCUUUCUAUGUUUGUUACCACACGAAAAAUAUCAAAAUUAUCAUUAUCGACGGCAAUCAUUAUAUGAUAACUUGCAACAACGUGUUUCAUUAACUCAAUUAGUCAUGAGACGCUUAAGUCGUGCAACGGAAUUGACUAAUGCUGGAAUGAUUAAUAAUCCCUCGAUUGCAGUCUCACCAAAUGGACCAAUUGGAAAUGUGUAA